AUGGUGUUGCUACGCAGGUCUACUAAGGGAGCGUCUAAAGCCAGGAGGGACCAGAUCAACUCUGAGAUCAGGAACAUGAGAACUCUGCUCCCCAUCCCUCAGGAGGACCAGGACAGACUGUCAUACCUCCACAGCAUGGCGGUUAUCACAGCAUACAUCAGGAAGAGCUUUCUGUAUAAGGGAUUAUCAGCUGAUCAGAGUCGUCUCUCCUCUUCCUCCUCCUAUCCUCUGUAUGAGACCUUCCUCCCAGCCGUGCAUGGUUUCAUUGUGAUCCUCUCCUCCCGGGGCAGGCUGGUCUACGUCUCUGAGAACGUCUCUGAUUACCUGGGGCUCUCCAUGGUUGAUGUUCUUCAGGGAGACACAUUCUAUGACCUGGUGGAGAGUCAGGACGUGGAGACAGUUAGAUCUAACCUGGAGACAGACAACACAACGUCAACUGCAGAGAGGAGUUUUGUGUGUCGGAUGCACACCUCCAAGGCCUUCAGACUAGAGUACGGUAACUGCUGUUCUAUAAUGGUCCGAGGACGCUACCAGACCAUCCCACAAUCCCCCCAGUCCACCCCCACAUCCUCCCCAGACCGUGGCCGAUCUGCCCCCCCUGUGGACAGGGUGUUCUUGGCUCUCUGCACACCCACAGUGAACCACCUGGGCAACAGCAUCUUCUCCUCCUGCUCCUCCUCCUUCACCAGCCUCCAUAGACCAGACAUGAGCUUCAGUCACCUGGACGAAAGUGUUGUGUUUUACUUGGGCUACUCAUCGGAGGAGCUGAUUGGUCGAUCGUGGUACAGCCUCCUCCACCCUGAAGACCUCUCCUUGAGUGCCUACUCACAUAAGAGUCUGAUGCAGGCAGACGAGGGUAGGCAGAUGGAGAUGGUUCUGAGGCUCCAACACAGCGACCUCUCAUGGUCCUGGAUCUACACUAGAGCCGCUAAGCAUUCUGGGAACCAGGAAGUGAGCUGCUGUAACUACAUUAUCAGUGAAACAGAAGCCAUGUAUCUGAGGAAAAACAUCCACAGCGAUGCUUUCAGAGCCUCUCCUCCUCAGCCCUACUGCCCCUCUCCCACCCCCCAGCUGACCCAGAGCUGUUGCCCCACCAGGGACCUAAAGAGACAGAGAGCAUUCAGCCAGUGCAGUAGUAUAUCUGAGACUGAGAACAGGUCUAAGACCAGCAGGAGACAGAGAGCAGAGUCUAAUGCUGUGUUCUACGUGACAUCAUGUAGCUCCUCCUCCCAGGCCUCACCUGUCGCCGCCUUCUCCACCCCUCCCUACAGCCCCACCUCCUCCCACUACAGCUCCUCCCACUCUCCAUCACAGCAGGACGACACCAGCUCUGACUCUCUGUUGGAUGUGUAUGGCUACACAGAGAACUUAACCUCUUACUACCAUUGCCCUGGGGGAGGGACUGAGGUAGGGACUGGGCCUUCCUGCCUCCUCUCCCCCUCUAGGUCCUUCCAGCCUGGCUCGGAGCAGUCCUUCCACCAGGGUAUAUUCAGCCAGACUGACGCAUUCUCUCCUCAGUCCUGCCCUUCUUCUCCCCAGCAUGAUUGCCCAGCAUGCCCUGCUGAUGCCCGGCUGGUCCCUGACUGUCUAUCUGUAUCAGACCUGUUAGAGAGUUCAGCAGACUGCCCCAUCACCAUCCAUACUGAAGACUACAGCCUCUCUGUUCAGCCACAAGGUGGUGCCACCAGUCCAUACAGCCUCUCGGUUCAGCCACAAGGUGGUGCCACCAGUCCAUACAGCCUCUCGGUUCAGCCACAAGGUGGUGCCACCAGUCCAUACAACCUCUCGGUUCAGCCACAAGGUGAUGCCACCAGUCCAUACAGCCUCUCGGUUCAGCCACAAGGUGAUGCCACCAGUCCAUACAGGCUCUCGGUUCAGCCACAAGGUGAUGCCACCAGUCCAUACAGCCUCUCGGUUCAGCCACAAGGUGGUGCCACCAGUCCAUACAGCCUCUCGGUUCAGCCACAAGGUGAUGCCACCAGUCCAUACAGCCUCUCGGUUCAGCCUCUAGGUGAUGCCACCAGUCCAUACAGCCUCUCGGUUCAGCCUCUAGGUGAUGCCACCAGUCCAUACAGCCUCUCGGUUCAGCCACAAGGUGGUGCCACCAGGACAUACCAGAGCCACCAUAUACCUCAGACUGUCGCUCCUCCUAUUAGAGGCCUGCUGACCCCUAACCCCUCCCCGACCUCCGACCUCUCCUUCCUCUACAGUGACAGAGACAAGGUAGAGAUCAGUAUCCUAGCCCAGCAGAUCUCCUCUCUGGCCUCCAGCUUCGACCUGUUCAACACCCUGAGCCCCAUCCAGACCCCACAUCAGCCCAGCUCAGAACCCCUUCCCUGGGCACAGCUCCCAGGUCACUCCCCUGUCCCCCUCUGCAUCAAGCCAGAGCUGGUGCUGGAUGAGGGAGUGUUUGAUAGUCUCCUGAAGGAUCUGAGCAUGGUUCAGGGACCUGGGAGUCUGUCUCACUGCUACCAACCUCAGGACCCUUCCACCCUGGCUCUGUCUUCUCUAGUGGACCCUCUAUCCAUGGAGCAGUCAUGCCGCACUCUCUCCCUCCCCCUGGAACUCCCCUCAUCCCUCUCUCUCUCCCUCCCCCUGCAACACCCCUUGUCCCUCUCUCUCUCCCUCCCCCUGGACCCAUUUCACCCUAACCUGGAUCCCUUCUCUCUGAGGACAAGCUGUCAUAAUCAGACCUCUGAGUUGCAUCAACUCAACCUGCCCCACAGUCUCCAUCAAGAUGGGCUUGUUGAAGAAUCCAUGUACUGAUGUGAGUCUGAAUAGACUUACAGCCCUCGUAUGGCAUAUUGUCAUGACUACCAAGUCUUCCAGCCAGAGUCCAAAAUGAAGACUUUUAAAAUAAGAAAUACCUUUUAAAGACUUCUACAAUAUUUAGUAGUUGGUACUUUUCAAGGGAACAUGUUUCCCAAAUAUCUAUUAUUUUUGUAAAUUAAAUUGUGAUGAGAGGAAGUGAAUCUUAUCCAGUGGACCAAACUGCUGAGGAGCUUGUUACUAUUUUGUUGUUGAGUUAACUAUAUUGAUACCUGUUGACUGCUGUAAUUCACCAUCUGUGUUGAUGAUGAUGUUGUCCUGAUUCUGGUAGCAUUGUACUCCACUGUUACCAUCUAGAAAACUGACGAUCAGAUAUGUAGAAUUGAUGUUUCUGUGAAUGUCGAGGGACCGUGAUGAUGAUUUACUACUGAGCACUUUCUGGAUGUGUUUGAGCUGUUUGAGAGAAUGUCACAUGUGGGACGCGACGUGGAGACCUCCUCCCAGAGGAGGUUGAAGCAGAAUAGUAGAUUCUAAAGUGCGACCCAAAUGACACACUAUUCCCUGUAUAGUGCACUACUUUUGACCAGAGCCCUAUGGAGAUAUAGGGUGCCAUUUGAGAAACAUCCUUAGGUGUUAAAAAGAUAAUGAAGUAACUACCUCAGUAAUGCCACUACAUUCAUUCCUAGCCUGAAACUACUGUUUAGUAAGUGUGUGUAUUUAUUGGUAGAGAUGACUGUUAUACAUAUUGUUUCAUUCCCGUGUUUGUCUACUAGUUGUGCUACUGAAAACUCUUUGUUUGUAACCAUUGGUAACCAUUAUUCAGUACAUUUGUCUAGAAUACAUAUGUUGUUUUGAUAAAAUGCUGCUUGGUUGGAUGUAAUUGUACAAAAGCAAAGUAUUUUUGCAAUUGGUUUUCUAAUUUUUAAAAUGCAAGUUAUUAAAACGCAUAAAAUAUGAUUGUGAUGUGAUAUCUUAGUUAUGACAAAAUAAAAAAGCUACAAGACAA
This is a messenger RNA of Oncorhynchus kisutch (coho salmon), 3775 nucleotides long. RefSeq names its product neuronal PAS domain protein 4 like (gene npas4l). NCBI's taxonomy places the organism in Eukaryota, Metazoa, Chordata, Actinopteri, Salmoniformes, Salmonidae. The transcript is spliced from 7 exons. Gene Ontology annotation, biological process: regulation of transcription by RNA polymerase II. Gene Ontology annotation, molecular function: protein dimerization activity; RNA polymerase II transcription regulatory region sequence-specific DNA binding; DNA-binding transcription factor activity, RNA polymerase II-specific. The record is from RefSeq and is a predicted model, not a curated record. Bases 1 to 2766 code for a protein of 921 amino acids.